CUGCAGCCAGUGAGGGAGUAUUUUAGGGCAUCAUCUCGGUCGUGUCGAGAUCGAACCGUCUCUCCGUUUUUUGGGUGCCUUAAAUAAAAACGGCUAGAAAUGGAAUCGAGAUUGCUGCUAUCUUUGUGAAAGUACCACCCCAAUCGCAUCGUUGCGUGAACUACCGUUCCGCUAUCAUUGAGGAGUAUCGAAAGCUCAGGUGAAAAAAAUAAACAAUGGAAAAGUACAAGUACUAUUUGACGAUACCAGGCCAGGAGGGAACGUUCCGCCUCGAAGUGGAGCACCGGGCGAACAUCGAACUCGAACUGCGCGAAUCCCCCGUGGCCCCUCUCUUGCCCUCCUCGUUUUACCUGGAACUCCUGGACGAAGAGGAGAAGUGCUAUGUUCGCCUGGUGGAUUACAGAAACCUCCCCGACCGGGGGCGCCUGAGGGUGUGCUCGAGUGAGGCGUCGGGGGGCAGACGCUCGCCUCCGCCACCGUAUACGCCGUCUGAUUACAUACCUUCGAUGUACGAGUACAAGCUAAGCUUUGGCCUUGAGGACAAGCAGCCCUUAUAUUGGUCCCCGCCUCCACCGAAAAGAGAUGCGAUAUAUGUGGAGGAGAGGUCAAGUCAGACCUCGAUGCCAACAAGGAAACAAGUCUCAUUUGCCGUGAGUAUGGACAAGGGAUCGAAGGGUGCGAAGGAGAUCCGCGAACAGGAAGUUCGAGUUCGUCGGGCCACUACCUAUCUGUCUCCGUCUGAUUCCUCGGAUGCCGACGAGGAAAUGCCAAAAGGGGUGAAGUCGAGGGUUCGGAGCCAGUCUUUCGCAGGCAGGUCAAGGGAAACGGUGAAGAGCUACGACAGACUUGCCGAGAUGGUCCGCCACGAAUUCGCCAGAAAUUACGAAGCCCCCAAAGACGGUCGACCUCGGGUCUACAAGCUGCGGAAGGAGAGAACAGUCUGGAGGCAAAAUGAGCUGGUCGCCAAAUACGAAGUCGGGGUGAGGACAAACGUGAACGUCGAGGAGAGGGUGCUCAUGCUCGUCGGCGCCACCGGGAAGACCACGAUGAUCAACGGAAUCGUGAACUACGUCUACGGAGUGGACUGGAACGACGACUUCAGACUGACGCUGAUCACGGAACGAAAGACGCAGACGAACUUGGAGGCCAGCACCCGAAGCCAGACGAAGCUGGUCUCCGCCUACACCCUCCACUGGCAGCAGGGAUUCCGCGUCCCCUACACCAUCACCGUGAUCGACACCCCCGGCUUCGGGGACACCGAGGGGCUGGAGGCCGACCGGCAGGUGCUCGCCAAGGUCCAUGCAUUGUUCGUCGCCUGCAAGCCCCAUGGCAUGGCCUUCCUCAGCGGGAUCGGAUUCGUCCUGCCGUCUUCGGUUACGAGAAUUACCGGAGCCCAGAAAUACGUCUUCGAGUCGGUCGUGGAACUGUUCGGUAACGACGUGAAGAACAAGUUCUACCUUCUCGUUUCCUUUUCCGACGGGCAGAGGACGAACGUCCAAGACGUCCUCAAGGCCACUGAGACCAUACCGCACGAUAAGUUAUUCAGCUUCAACAAUGCCGCCCUGUUUGCUGCCAACAACGCGGACGAGAAAUUCCAGUCCAUGUUCUGGAAUAUGGGGAUCCAGAGCUUCGCCGCCUUUUUUGGGGAUUUUCAGUAUUCAGAACCGGUCUCUCUCGUGCGCACCGUGGAAGUCUUAAAGGACCGAAAACGACUGCGAGAGAUAAUGGAGAGACUAGAAAAGGAAAUACCGCGAGUCUUGAACAGGCUGGAGGAGCUCCGACAGACCCACGAGAGCCUCGAAGCAUGCAAGAGCGAACUCGAGAAGUUCAAGGUGACGAAGACGAGAACCAAAUCGAUCCCACUGCCGGAAGGCGACCUCGCGAUCAACUGCGCCAACUGCCAAAAACGGACGUGCGAGUACCCGAGCGACGGCAACCCCCGCCUCGCCAAGUGCAUGCGGCCGACGGACCUCCUGCGAUGCAUCCGAUGCAACUGCGACUUCAGUCUGCAUGUGGGCCAGAGCUGGCGGUACGAGGAGGUGGUCGUCACCAAACUCAGGUCGUACGCCUGGCUCAGUCGACGGUACGCGAAGGGCUCCAAGAAGGUUUUCUCCAAGGAGCAACUGAUGAAGAAGCUGGCGGUCGACAUUCGAUCCUGUCAGGUGGAGGUAUACAGCAUGAUCACAGAAGCCCGCCGUCUCAUGAACGAGCUCCGCGACAAGGCCCUGCGCCCGACCCCGAUGACGACCGUGGAGUACAUCGACAUCCUGAUAGAGGCGGAGCGGGGAGGGGGGAGGAAGGGAGGCGCGGAGCGGAUCAAGCACCUGGAGGCUGCGAAGCGGGCGUCCGAGCUGGCCGACGACAUCCUCCAGGGUCGGCAAGACCCCUUCCCCCAGCUGCGGGAGACCAUGGAGGCCGUCGGCUUGGAUCUCGAGAAUCUGCAGGUCUCGGAGAGCGUCGACUCCCCCGACAGUCUCGUCGAGACCGUGCGCGCGUUCCUCAUCAAGAAGUUCAACGCGGGACGGAAGUCUCCAUGUUGAAAAGGCAGGAAGAAACCCUGGCUUCUUCAGGUCAACUGGAGCCGGUUCAGGAGUUUUUUUUAUUCCUACCCAUACUCGGGUGUUCAUCAAUUAUUUUGUCAUUUCACUGAAUUGACCAUGUACCGCAACCGGUCAGUACAUAAAAAAAAAAUGGAGAGGGUGAGUAAUUCCAUUUUAAUAGGUUAGUAUUUAAUUCAUCACCAAAUAAUAUUGAUUCUGUCACAAAGAAGUAAUGAUUCACCACCAGAUUUUAUUAUUUUGUCACUCAAUGAAUUUAAAUCACAAAACGAUUUCAUCACCAGACCUAAUGAAUCUUACAUCAAAUUCUCCCUCAAUAUUUUCACCAAAAGCAAUGAAGUGAUCACCAAAUUGUAUUGAGUUAGCACCAAAUCAUUGUCACAUUUCAUGUGUCAAAAGAAAUCAAUUUUUCUUUUAGCGGGCCUGCAAGGGAGAACAUACUGACUCUCCCUGUUGUGAUUCAGCAUUCCGAGUGAAUGUUUGCCAGUCUUGAUCCGAACAGGGCAUGUGCAUUCACAAUUUGGAACUCUCACGACGAGAAAGAGUCUUGUUCUCUUCAAGUUCUCCUAAUGCUCCAGUUUUCUGAUUAUAUAUGAUUAUAUACUAUUGUGCACUUCUCUGAGCCUCUUCCCUUGUGGCGAUGCCGUCACUGCAGGUAAAGAAGGCGUCUCCUUCAAUGUCCUCAAACUCUCUAGUUGCCAUGGCACCUUUAAUAUAUAGGGCACACGGAAACUGGAAGUCAGCGCCGGACACAACUCCCAUACAUGUACACAAGCACAAGGAGACUAGUUACAUAGGUCCUCCCCCGAAGGUCACCCCCCACAGCAUAUGAUCUUACAGUCUCAUCUUGACGUUGGAGGUCUAACCGGAAAUAACGAAAAAUCCUUUCCUUGCAAAUGCUGAGAAUGUCAUAAGUUCGAUGAGAUCUUUUUUUUUGGUGCAGGAUAAUGCAAAUUUGGUGAUAUCAACACCUGUGAUGAUGCAAUCAUAUUUGAUGAAAUCAAAAAUAAGAAUUUGGUGACUGACUCCAAUUUGCAGAUGAUUCAUUGUGAUCUGGUGAUGGAGUCAAUACUUUUGCAGGCUGAAAAUAUUUGGUGACAAGUUCAUUACUAUUUGGUGGGUGAUUAAAUAUUUAUUUUUAAUGUACCGACUGGUUGUGAGUGUCCCUGUGCCGUGUCCGUUUCUUUUACUUUCAUUCAUUCACCUUAUCCAUGUGGAUCCCGGUCGUGAGGAAGCAGUUUUGUGGGGUUUUAUUCCGUCUAUAUCGCUGAAUAUGUAUCGUGCGAAGUGCAUUGUGUCGAAACGCCACGAUGUCACCGUCAUACCCAAGUCAGUACUUACAGUACUGUUCACCAUUUCAUACAUUGUGCCGCACUUUGUAUCUUCAUCCUCCCACACUUAUGAUCGUGAAUACAGGCA
Messenger RNA from Darwinula stevensoni, 3977 nucleotides. NCBI's taxonomy places the organism in Eukaryota, Metazoa, Arthropoda, Ostracoda, Podocopida, Darwinulidae. The record is from the annotation of a GenBank genome assembly.